This is a messenger RNA of Lottia gigantea (owl limpet), 420 nucleotides long. RefSeq lists its product as hypothetical. The record is from RefSeq and is a predicted model, not a curated record. The transcript is spliced from 5 exons. Gene Ontology annotation, cellular component: spliceosomal complex. NCBI's taxonomy places the organism in Eukaryota, Metazoa, Mollusca, Gastropoda, Lottiidae. The coding region runs from base 1 to 420 and encodes 139 amino acids. Gene Ontology annotation, biological process: mRNA cis splicing, via spliceosome.
AUGGGUAGACGUUCAAUAAACACCACGAAAAGUGGUAAAUUUAUGAACCCUACAGACCAGUUUCGUAAAGAAGCAAGAAAGAGGGAAUUGAAAAAGAACAAAAAACAAAGAUUUUUAGUUCGACAUGCUGUGUUGAAAGGAAAAGAUCCAAUGAAAUUAUUACAAGAAAUGGAAGUUAUUGAUAAAAUGGAAUACAAUCCACUUGAAGCCCCUUCAUUAAAUGAAAAGGUGUUACGAGAUAAAAGAAAAAAGUUAUUAGAAACAUUUGUCAGGGUUUUACGACUUUAUGACAAAGAAAAUCCAGAAUAUGGUAUAGAGCUGAAGAAAGCUCAAGCUGAAUAUGAAAAGAAGAGAACACAAAUGCACAUUUAUUAUGGUAAGUGCAGACUUUUAUAUAGGGUAUUCAUAGAUAUUCUGUGA